AUGUUUCUAGUGAAAAAAAUUGUUCGACGAGCGCUUUUGCUCUGUCGUUUUUCGAACCAUCCUGAUGAACAUGUCUAUUCAACGUAUGAUGAAACAUUUGCAAGUGAAUCAAUUUCAUCGAAAGAUACGCAUAGUCAUUCAAGUUCAUCCGAUGGUGGUAUCUCAUCCGGACGUGAGAGUUGGAUGAGUAGUCAAACAAAUGUUUAUGACCAAAUUUGUUAUGAUGCUAUUCAAACAACUACGGAGAAUAAUUUAACAGCAAAAUAUGAAGAUAGAUCACCACCUUAUACACCCAGUCAUUUAUCCGAUGAUGCAGCAACUGAACACUAUUAUUAUCGUUUGCCAACACCAUCGUCGAUCAAUGAAAUCAUCUCGAGUAAAUCUUCUCGUUCGCAACAAACGAAUUCGAAGAAAGAAUUACAUAAAGAAUUGGCGCAUCGACAAAAAAUGGGACAAUUAUUGCCGAAAAAACCUGAGUUACUCAAUGUUUUCAAACAUCGACGUGAAGAGGAAAAGAAGCGCGAAGAAGAACGGUCCCAUGAACAAACGAAAUUAGAGCAGAUUCUUGCUCGCCAACGGCAAAAGCUCGAAGAGAUAAAAGGAAAAACUAAUAAAAAGAAAAAGAUUCGUGCUCAAAUAUUUUCUAAAUUAAACUACGCUCUUUCAAUGCAAGUCAACAUAUCGAUCUCGAUCUUGAAUGUUCUUCUCCUUCUAUUUUCCUCGUCAUGUUCGGGCAUGAUGAUGCGUAAUCCCAUGUACGAAGCUCAUCCAUGUGAUACCUGUAGAGAAAUCGGUGAGAAGUUCAUCGAAGGCUACAGAAAAACUGCUGGAAGUAAUUUCGGAGGGGGCAAUACCGAUUGGGAAGAAAAGAAAUUGAAAGGAUAUGCGAAAAGUGAAACUCGUUUUAUUGAAAUCAUGGAAAUUGCAUGCUCAAAGUCAGAAUCUCAAUGUAGUACCUUUCUUGAAAAAUACGAAGAUCUUAUUGAAGAAUGGUAUCGAACAUCGUUAUUAGAAACAAUUGAUACUUUUACAAAAUGGUUAUGCAUUGAUACAGCGAAAGUAUGUUGUCCGCAAGGAACAUUUGGCAAGAAUUGUCGAAGAUGUCAUCAUGGCGAUAAUGGACUACUCUGUUCGGGCAAUGGACUCUGUGACGGCGAUGGUAAAAGAUCAGGCAAUGGUCGAUGUCUUUGCAAUACGAAAUAUAGUGGAACCAAUUGUUCUAACUGUCAAAGUGGAUAUACGAAAUCAGUUGAUGCAAAUAAUCAAAUAGUUUGUACAGAUAUUGAUGAGUGUCGGACAAACUUCUUUUUCCCGCCCUGUGGAUUUUAUAAAUGCAAUAAUACGGAUGGCCGUUUUGAAUGUUACGGUGAACCAUUCUAUCUUCAAUCAUCAAAAAUGAGUCUUAUAAUUGUUCUUUUCAUUACAACAAGCAUCCUCAUGUACAAAGAUAUGCAAAAUCUUGCGUUGCUAACUUGCAUCCUAACAGCUGUACUAGUAUUCGCUUUCUCUCGAAAUAUUCUGUGA
This is a messenger RNA of Adineta ricciae, 1524 nucleotides long. The record is from the annotation of a GenBank genome assembly. Lineage: Eukaryota; Metazoa; Rotifera; Eurotatoria; Adinetida; Adinetidae.